This is a messenger RNA of Marchantia polymorpha subsp. ruderalis, 3158 nucleotides long. The record is from the annotation of a GenBank genome assembly. NCBI's taxonomy places the organism in Eukaryota, Viridiplantae, Streptophyta, Marchantiopsida, Marchantiales, Marchantiaceae.
UAGAAAGCAAUAGUCACAUCCGUUCACGUUAUCUAUGGUCUAGGAUUCUCAGAUCGAAAGACUACGGUUGUUGAUCCAUGUGCUACUUGCACCUCUUAGCUCCGAUACCCUUUCAUGGGAAGCUUUGAUCUAGGGAUUUGAUUUUAGGGAUUCCUUUAUCCUAUAUUGGUAAUUGUGUCAUUUUUCCCUUUCAAUCGUAUGCAUCAUGUGCAACAGUAUUUCACGCGUAUUUCUGUAUAUAGAGUUUGGCUAGUUUUGUUAUCUGUUGUACUUGUUUCAUCCUCGCUUGGUUAGUCCUAAACUCCAUUACACAUAGGGUGAUAGUCUUGUCUUGCUUGCAGAGACCGUCAUGAUAUCCUGUUUUCGGCGUGGAUCAAAAAAUAAGGGGCAAUGUGUGAGAACCAGCUUCUUCACGUCAUUCUUAAAUAGAUCCGCAGAAUAUUUUGGUGUGUCCAUAUUAUGUUCAGGGAAAAAGGCAGAAGGAGAGACAGCGUGUGUUUUGCAAGCAGCUAAAGCGUUCCAUAGUCUUCGUGGGAAUAAAUCGCAUCACAGAAGGGUAUCUGAGGUGGAUUUCACCAAAACCUACAAGCUCGGAAAAACUCUUGGAGUUGGAGGUUUUUCAGUCGUAAAAACAGGAACCAACAUAUUAACCGGCGAACCUGUCGCAAUAAAGAUCAUUGAUAGGUCAAAAUAUGGACCAAAAGAUGGAAGUCUUGAACGAGAAAUUCAAGUUCUGGAGAAGGUUCAACAUCCAAAUUGUAUCUGUUUCAAAGAGUGUUUCUUCACAAGCAAAUCAGUUUAUCUCAUUACUGAGCUAGUUACCGGAGGAGAGCUUUUGGAACGUGUUUUGGCGAAGGGUAGAUACACCGAAUUGGAAGCUGCCACAACAAUCAAUCAAGUUCUGAAUGGUGUAGCUUAUUUGCAUUCAAUUGGCAUAGUUCAUCGUGACUUAAAGCUAGAAAACAUUCUUCUCAAAUCCAAGGAUGAUGAUUCAGUCGUUAAAAUCGCAGACUUUGGUCUCUCAAAAAUUUUUGUUGGAGCUGCAAUUCUCAGCACUAUAUGUGGAUCUCCACAAUAUGUCGCUCCUGAAGUGCUUGAAGUUGGCCAAAAGCGGUCUUCAUACACCCCAUCUGCUGAUCUAUGGAGUGUUGGUGUUAUACUUUACAUUCUUCUCUCCGGGUAUUCUCCCUUUGAUGAUGUUAGUGAGAGUGCUCUUUUCAAGAAAAUAAAGAAAGGACAAUAUUCUUUCAAAGCGUCAGUAUGGGAGACCAUAUCUAACGAUGCCAAAGACUUGGUAAGAGGACUAUUAUGUGUGAUUCCAGAUCAAAGACUAACAGCUAGUCAAGCUCUUGCACAUCCAUGGAUCAAGAAAUAUCUUGAUCACAAUGUUCAAAAUAUAGUUCACGACAACAACGAUGCGGAAAAGGUCUUAGUUUCAAAUCAACAUACUAUCAAGUCAAUCCAAAACCAUCAUGUUUUAGAUGAAAGUUCGUCUGAUUCCGACGACAACGACAUUUGCUCUUCAUCAGUUCCUAAUAAACUACAUUCAUUUUCUCCGAGUAAUUCGACGUCCAACUUACAAAACACCGCUAUUUACCGCACCUCGUCGGAUAGCUUUCACUCGCCCACUCCAGAACAUUCUAUUUCCAGUUCCAGAUCUCCCUUGCAACAUAAAAUUGUACUUGAUAGAAGUUCUGGCAAAGCACAUGGAACCAGAUUUACAGACAUGAACUUCUAAAAUAAGGUUUGUCUCAUUUUAUCAGUCAUUUUUUCUAUCCGACAUUCCAAAUUCUAAUAUAAUAUCUUAUUAAAAUGGUGAUAAUUUUCAAUUUAAAAUAUGUUACAUAAAAAAACGCAAAAGUAAUGUCAGAUUUUGAAUUUGAUCUUCAAAAUAUUAUAAUUUUUGUAAAUAAAUUGAUGAUUUGCAAAGAAUUACACUGACUUUAGUUUCAGCUUCUAAAUUUAUUCUUCUAUUUUCAUGAUCCAUGAUUUCUUAAUUUGAAAAUGUUGGGACUUUUUAAGCAUUAAAGUUUCUUUUAAAUUGAUUUAGAUUUGAAAGCAUAAGCUUUCAAAUCUAAAUCAAUUUCAAAAGAAAAAUUAUAUCAAGUAAAAGAAAAAUAUAAAGUAUACUCAUGUGAUAGAUUGAUUUAAAAAAUUACAUCAAAUUCCAUGUUACGAUCCAACACACAUGUUUGUGUUUGAAUUCUUAUUUUACGUUUAAUGAAAAAUGCCAUUUAAAUUCAAUCUACAUAUCAAAGCAAAGUAAUCCAUAUAUAUGUGAUAGUAGUUUUAUAUACGUGUUGUAUAAAUGUAAAGAGAAUACUGAAUUUUAAUUACAUCAAGCCAAAUAGACAAUGAAUAUAAGAUAUAAGAUUCAAAGAAUCAAACAUGUUGUAAAGUAAAAAAAGGAUUUUCAGGAAAUUAUGUGAAAUUUUUUAUCACAAUAUAUCCUUCUAUAUUAAUUUUUAUAAAAAAAUGAUAUCUUUUUAUUUAUAAAUUAUUUUUAAUUAUAUUUGCCAUUGAUCAAAUAUUAUUUUUUAAGGCAUGUAUCAAUAUCAAAAACUAUAUUUGAUUUCAAAUUGGAUUAUAUAAUAUAAUCAAUAAACCAAUAUAUAAUGAAGGUUCAAAAAUGUAAUUAAAUCUCGUAAAUUUUUUAGAACGCAAAUAAUGCAAUUAAAAAAAUAAUAUACUUAAUAUAUACUGAAAAUUAAGAAAAAAAUUUACAAAAUUUAUAAUACUUACGCACGAUUUUUUAGUAUUUGAAAUUUUAAUUUACAAAAUAUUCAAUCAUCUACUUAUAUCAUCAUAUCAAAUUUUGUAGCAUGCAUUUGCUUUGUCGAAGUUCUAUUGGAAUUAACAAAAUUUUACAUUUAUGGAUUUAAGGAUUAUUGAUUUUUCAUAUUUCUUGAUUGCAAAUUGAUAUGAAAAAAGUAAUAGUUAACUUUUCUUAUCAUUUUUAAUUUAUAAGUUUUUGAAAUGAUGCAUUUUAAAAGGCUCAAAAGAAUUAUUGUAUUAAAUAUUAUCAAUGAUCCAAUGAUCUUAUAUCCUUAUAAAAUGUCAAUUUCAUUUGUUGGAAGUUCAAACAGAGAUUUGUUGAUUUAUUUACUAUACAUAAUGAAUUAAUAUAUUCAAAAAAACCUUUCCACAUUGUAUCACAU